UGGGCUUUGGGUAAAUUUCGUCAGUAUGAGUACAUGACAAUAUCACUAUAUCAGUGAUGAAAACCCUAACUGCUAUCACUUUCUCUCUCUUCUCCCACACUUAGAAAACCCUAGAGUCUCUCACUUUCACUCUCGUUUCUCGCCGCUGCUUUGUAUCAAACCUAUAAAAAAUGGGUCGAGUUCGCACAAAAACCGUGAAGAAGUCCUCACGCCAAGUGAUUGAGAAGUACUACUCAAAGAUGACAUUGGAUUUCCACACCAACAAGAAGGUUCUAGAAGAGGUGGCCAUCAUCCCAUCAAAGAGGCUGCGCAACAAGAUCGCAGGAUUCUCCACCCAUCUGAUGAAACGAAUCCAGAAGGGCCCAGUUCGUGGGAUCUCGCUCAAGUUGCAGGAAGAAGAGAGAGAAAGACGCAUGGACUUCGUACCUGAUGAAUCCGCCAUUAAAAUCGACCACAUCGAGGUUGAUAAGGAGACCAUUGAUAUGCUUGCUUCUCUUGGCAUGGCUGAUUUGCCCGGUGUUGUUCAGAUGGUUGCUGAGCCAGCUCCUGUUGUUGCUGCCGCUGGUGGUUUUGGACGUGGUGGUGGUGCUGGUGGUGCCAGGAGGUACUGAUUAUUUCAGAUUUAGGUUUUUUAAUUUUAAAAUUUGCGAACAAUAUGUAAGUUUGAUAAUUUUGGAAUUGUUGACAAAAAUUUUGAGGAUUUUCUUAGAACUCGGUGCAAAUGAUAGGAAACAUGUCGACUUUUGUUCUUUCUUCAA
Molecule: messenger RNA, 758 nt
Organism: Spinacia oleracea (spinach)
Lineage: Eukaryota; Viridiplantae; Streptophyta; Magnoliopsida; Caryophyllales; Amaranthaceae
Product: 40S ribosomal protein S17
Exons: 2
Coding region: 171-611 (146 amino acids)
Biological process (GO): translation
Cellular component (GO): ribosome
Molecular function (GO): structural constituent of ribosome
Source: RefSeq, a predicted model, not a curated record